GUUAAAUUAGUAACACGGUUGUAAAGUGAACCCGGAUUUCCCCCCAUUGACUUUGCUUAUUGGAAGGUCACAAAAGGGGAUCACAUGACCGCGGGACACGGCGACCGUCAUGAAUAGGAUCCAGUUACCAAACGCGUGAAUUUUGAUCAUGGGGAUGCUGCAACGGUUAUAGCUGAAAAACGGUCAUCAGUCACAUUUUUCAGUGCCGAUGUAACUUCAAACAGUCACUAAACAGACUGUUGUAAGUCGAGGACUACCUGUAUUAAAAAAGUGAGAUGCUGGACCAGUAUUUGCCCUCCACUUACAGCCAGUCACUAUGUGAUCUACAGUUUGAGGUGAGACCCUGUGGUCACAAUGAGGGGAGGAUAUUAUGCCCCCUUUGUACAGAGAGUCCCAGGUGUGACUUGUCCAUUGCUGAUGUGGUCAAUUCAAAGCAUGGCGCCUUUUUUGUGGCAUCUUAUAUGUCUUCCUAUAUCUGGGCGUUCAGCAAUUCAUUUGGCUUUCCUUUGGAAAUCGAGGUCGAAGUUGUCGUUCCAACAAGCAAAGUGAAUAGGGAAAGCUGAGUUGUCUUAACGAUCGUGGCAAUUGCUGUGAUAUACUUAACCGUGGCAAAAGUCGUAAAAUGCUGGCUUAUCUCGUGACUUUAGUGGUGGUGCUCAUGGCUUCCAACUCUUAUUAUUCUAAUGGGCAACCUGUUGCCAGGAAUGUCUUCCAGAAGAUGCUUCUCAAACGGGGGUUGACAAAUACUGUUCCCAAAGGGGCUUUGGGGCUGUAAUCCCAUCUCCCAGAAUGCCUUGGAAUAAGGUGACUUCAAGGUAUUGUGGGAAAUUAAGGCAGAACUGGACUUAGCAGUCAAGCGUAGCAGUGGCCUUUUCUGGGUACACCACAGCUGUUCAAAGGUGCCAAUAGGAACUCAGGACAUUGGGCACCAAGGAUGCCUGGAGUGAACUUGGGUUGAUCUUCAUACCUCAAUGGUCCUCUCUCUCCCUCCCCUUCCAGCACCGUUAGUUCCAAAGCCAUUCCAAAUUCAGCUCUGAGAUGGGAGAAUUUGGGGAAGUAGUCAUGGAAAAGAACUAACUGUACAUUAACACACUGGCUCAGGAAUUCUGGGAGCUGAAGUCCACAGGUCAUGAAGGGGCCAUAAUUGCCCAACUGAUUUUCCGCAGAGCCCCUCUUAAGUCAUUUUCAAUACUUCCAUCCUUCAAGUCUUCUCCUGCCUGCAUGGAAUAUCUCGCAUACUUCCCUGGCAAUUCUCCCGCUGUGGUUACCCUGGAAACAAUCUACACACCUCCACGCUCUGCUCUUGGGACCCCAAACAUGUCAUACCCUGUCAUUAGCCAGUGUUAGGAAGUGGAAAACGUUCCCCAUAGGAGGAUCUUUCUCAUUAGAUCAGAACAAGCUUGAAAACAACUUCUACGGAGAGCUCUGCAAAGGGGCUACCCAGCCUGUUGCUUUUCCGUUCCAUGCUUAAGACAGUUCAGGAUUUUUUUUAAAAAAGGGGGGGGGGCUGUUAGUGUCAACAUGCGGUGGGCCCAAUUCAAUCUCUGCAUCUUUAGACAGGGCUGAAAAAGCCAGAUGGGUGAACGGUUAAUUCAAGUGUCCUUCGUGUUAUUGCCUUCUACUUUCCGUAUUUACGAAGCCAAGUCAUUGUUUUUCCCUAAGAUCUGUUCCUGUCUAGUUGCUAUCCUAUUUUUACAGGAAUAAUAGCAAGAAUUCUGGAAAAAUGAAGUAUUAGUACCGCUUUAUACUGCACUGGUGAGACCCCUGUGGACUUCAACUCCCAGCAUUCCCCAGCCAGCCAUGCUGGUUUAAUUUAUUUAACUUUGUAAUAGAUUAAAUAUGGAAUAGAAUGGAAAUGAAUGGAAUGGGAGUUGGAAGGGACCUUGGAGGUCUUCUUGUCCAACCCUCUGCUCAAGCAGGAGACCUUACGUUAACCGUAAACCCCUCCGGCCGGCGUUUUAACAGCAUUGAAAUUGUUUAGAGCUCAGCAGACGCAAUUUGUGAAACUGGAUGGGCCUUGAGGGGCAGCCAGAGAAGUUCAUCAUGCUGUUCAAGGCAUCCAAAGGCCCGGAGUGACGCCAGGUUGAGCUCUGGGGAGAAAUUUCAGCAGGCAGAUCCACGCAAAACUGGACUAAUCAGAGGUCGAGGCAAAAAGGGUGCUGCAAUUAACACAAAGCUAGGCAACCAAGCACAGGGACCACCAGAGGAUUCCUCUCUCUUUUGAAAUGGCUGCUGCUUUUUGGUUUGCAUAAACAGGUAAAUAAAUGUUGGCCGAGCACCGAAGCUGAGCAUCCUGCUAACCUCACAAGGAUUCGGUUAAAAUAAACCUGGGUGUAGUUUGUAGUAGAGAGAAAGACAGGAGGAUUACAGAGAAUUAUUUGUUCUUUCGGAUGUUUUUAUUUUAUGUGUUUAUUUAUGAACAGGGAGCCCUCGUCCCAGGUUCACGUGAUCCCCUUCUGCAACCUUCUGACAAGCCAAAUCAAUGUGAGAAAGCCAGAUUCAUUUAACAACUGCAGUGGUUCACUUUCUGUGGCAGGAAAGGCCGUAAAAUGGGGCAAAGCUCCCCCUAACAAAUGUCUCACUUAGCCACAUGAAAUUUGGGCUCAGUUUGGAUCCUAAGCUGAGGACGACCUGUAUGGACAGAAACUCGAGAGCUGGAAGGCAAGUUUUAGAUUCCACCCCAAGUCGGGAAAUCGAGCAUUUUCCUGAUGUUUUGUUUAGUUACGCAACUACGAUGAGUAGUUGUGCAAUUCUGCUCAGUUCAUGCGGACCCAGGAAUUCUACUUGGCACUGAAUCUGGCAAGCCGCAGCCUCCAAGUGGAGGUUGGUUUGCCUUUGUUUGCAGGACAAAAAGUACAGCCAGCUACGCUACGAGGCUUUGGAGCGUUAACAAGAAAACAUUGCAGCUUGAAAGCAACAAGAGAGGAAUGGUUUCCAGACAGCAGGGAGCAAAGUGCCAUCUGAGGGAGAAACUCACAGGGCUUAUUUGCAUUGCUGCCAGUCUGGGCACUGGAAUGUGAAAUACCAGCAAGCAGCAUAGUUUUCUACAGAAGGAUUCCUUCCUAGCUAGAAGAACGGUGUUUGUGUGGGGGGAGUCAGAUCAAGGAGGGUAGAGGACAACUAUUGCAUCUGUCGCUUAUCAUCUCAGAAAAGGGUCAGAAAUGGCCAGAAUUUGCCUGCUGCUGCUAUGUCUGAAGAUGUGUGAAAUUUAUUCGCAAGAAGGACGCUGGGAGACCAGCUGGAAAAAGAAUGACUCCGACGUUGUGAAUGACCUGCUGGACCAGUGGAAAAGGAACGCCUCCGAUGCCCCGGAUGAGGAUUGGAAGCAACGGCUACCCAAAGGCAUAAUUAUUGGAGUGAGGAAAGGGGGCACCCGGGCCUUGCUGGAGAUGCUGAGUUUACACCCCCAAAUAGCAGCUGCUCACUCCGAGAUACAUUUUUUCAACGUGGAAGAGAACUACCAAAAGGGAUUGGAUUGGUACUGCCAACAGAUGCCCAAUUCCCACAGCGCUCAAAUCACCGUGGAGAAGACGCCGGGCUAUUUCUCUUCCCUCGAGGCUCCGGAGCGGAUCUAUGCCAUGGACCGUUCCGUGAAGCUCCUUUUGAUUGUGCGGGAUCCCGUGGAAAGGUUGGUGUCCGAUUACACCCAGAUCCUUUACAACCGCAAAGCCCGGCAGAAACCGUACCAGUCCCUGGAGGAAAUCCUGAAAAGGGGCCAAGAGCUGAACACCAACUACAAGGCCAUGCAGCGCAGCCUCUACGCGCUACACAUGGCUCGGUGGCUGGAGUUCUUCCCUACAACGCAGAUCCAUGUGGUAGAUGGAGGUGGCCUGAUACGGCAGCCAGAUUCGGAGAUGCGUCACGUGGAGCAGUUUUUGGGACUGGAGCCUUACCUGGGCCCAGACAACUUUUACUUCAACAAAACAAAAGGCUUCUUUUGCCUCCAGGCCAAAGGAGAACGGCACUGCCUUGACCAAUCGAAAGGCCGACCUCACCCCACUGUCGAUGAAUUACUGCUGGAGCGACUCUGCACCUAUUUCAGUCAGCACAACGAGGACUUUUUUGCCAUGGUGGGACGGACUUUCAACUGGUGCUGAGUCUUGCGUAGAGGCCAAGUUGGGCGUUCUGUGAAUAUUCCACCAAAAAUCUCCCCAUUUUUCUUUCAAAGGAGCUGGAAAUUAAACUCUACACCAUAUACCAACUGUUUAUGGUCAAAUAGCCAGACCUGAAGUUGGAGGUUUUGAGAUCCUUGGGGAACCGCUUGAGGCAAAAAGCAACUUUUUGAUAAGUGUUUUAACUUUUCAAGCGAUCCCAACCGGUGAAGUUCUGCUCUUUUUGGUUAUGUUCCCCCAAAAACUUUAGUUUAAGCUAGAGGAUGUAGAUCCACUGUUCUUCCUGAAAAUCUGGUAUUUAAUUUAGCCAUGCAAAAGGGAUGUUGUUGACAUGUCCCCAUAUUCCUAUAAACAGCUUGCAAGAAUUGAAUUCAGCUUCUUUUCUAGCCAACAGUGGGUUGACUCGACAUUGUAAACCACGGGUGUCAAACUCACAUCACGUGACGUGUCGCAAUGUAUCACAACUCUUUGCAUUGCUGGCAAUGGGGUGGGCACGGCUUUGGUAUGAUGAAACCGGCCCAUGGGCCGGCAGUUUGACACCCCUGCUGUAAACUAAGGUGUUUGCAUGCCUAUUUAGCUUAUAGUUAGCUUAGUUUUUACUGGUAGUUAGUUCUUACUUAUAGUUAGCUUAGUUCUUACUGGUAGGGAUCCCAGAGUGCCAGUAAGACUUUUGGCAUGAGAAAUAAUUUAAUUAGAAUUUGAAAUCAGGCCCUUCUUCUCAGUGGCUUUUCUGUCCAAAAGACACUGGCACUUUGACUGCGGGCCUUUAGUAUUUCUUUCAAUCAACAUCUAAGAAAUGCGUAACUUAUAUUAAUCCUGGAACCUACAGAUAUUCCAUUACACUCACAUCCAUUUCAGUUAUCUGCCUAAAAUGUGGCCAAGUAACAAUAACAUUUAGAUCUCAGCAACAAGAAUAUUAAUUUUCUGCAUUGUGAUUGAUGCAUUAAACAGUCUGGAAAUUAGUUGUUUUCAACUCCUGACAAGAAUAACCUUUCACUCCAAUCAAUCCUUUCUCUUUUAUUUAUCUCUUAGAAAACAACCUCUUUCAUUAGCAAAGCAUUGUUGACAUUGUUAAUCCAUCAGCAAAAAUAAAAAGUUGUAGCAUCAUCAGCAUGGAAGUUCCAAUUCCUAGAAUGCUGAGCCUUUAGUAACAGAAGCCUUGACUGUUCUGUAGCUAGCAGUCCAGGUUAUCAAUUACACAAGAGUUGUAUUAAUUAUUGUUCCUAAGAAAAGAAAUAUCCUAUUCCUACCAUAGCAGGAGUAAGGGAAAAAAACUAUAGCAAAUUCUAAGGUCUACUUUGUUAUAUAAAUAUUGCCUUGUUAUUGUUAGGACAGUAUUUUAUUAGAUUACCACGGAAUCAGCAAAUGUAACGCAAAGUCCCAAUCCAUAUCCAAAUUGGCCAUUUCAUCUAACUUCCCUAAAUAAUUUCAUGUCAGUUUUACCAUAUGUAGCAUUUUGAAAGCUAUUUUAAUAAGGACAAAGUUCAAAAUUACUUACAAUGCACAGGAAUAUAGUGAAUAGUACUUAAAAAAUACAAAUAGCCAUCCAUACUGAUAGGAAUGGAGAAACAACCAAAACCCUAUUUGACCUCCUUCAAUCCAAAACUCUUAACAAUAAUCUACUUUAAAGACUACAAGUCUUUAUAGCUUUAAAUUACUAAUCUAAAAUUACUAAUCAGAGUAAUCCUGGAAUUAUAACUGAGAUAAAAUUUAUACAAAUUAAUUUGAGAACAGCUAUAGGUAAGCCAAGCAUUUGAAGAUUUGAGACCAUUAUGCUAAAUCAGCGACAUUGUGUAAAGCAGUUCUGAAAAUUAAUAGUGGAAAGAAACACUGAUUCUUGUUUAUAAGGUAGCAUUUCCAGUUGUAACCAAGGCAGCAUUGCUGAUUUAGUAUUUUGUUACAGAUGUGUUUGUCAGAAAAUAACUGAAAUAAAAGCAAGUGUGCUGGUUCAA
Messenger RNA from Crotalus tigris (Tiger rattlesnake), 6064 nucleotides. RefSeq names its product heparan sulfate glucosamine 3-O-sulfotransferase 1-like. The record is from RefSeq and is a predicted model, not a curated record. The transcript is spliced from 3 exons. NCBI's taxonomy places the organism in Eukaryota, Metazoa, Chordata, Lepidosauria, Squamata, Viperidae. Bases 3162 to 4097 code for a protein of 311 amino acids. Gene Ontology annotation, molecular function: [heparan sulfate]-glucosamine 3-sulfotransferase activity.